Molecule: messenger RNA, 180 nt
Organism: Neltuma alba
Lineage: Eukaryota; Viridiplantae; Streptophyta; Magnoliopsida; Fabales; Fabaceae
Exons: 1
Coding region: 1-180 (59 amino acids)
Source: RefSeq, a predicted model, not a curated record
AUGGAGCAACCAAAAAUUUGGGGACCUGGCUCUAUAAUAGCGUUUUUCAUCAUCGUCGCUAUACAAUUUCUUAUGCCCCUUUUCAUGGGUCCUGUUUCCCCACCAACAUUGCCAUUGAUAUUGAUUUUCCCAAUCGUUCUUGCUACAAUUCUCAUCUUCCUCAUCAUCACCUCUAAUUGA